Molecule: messenger RNA, 7241 nt
Organism: Pecten maximus
Lineage: Eukaryota; Metazoa; Mollusca; Bivalvia; Pectinida; Pectinidae
Exons: 3
Coding region: 218-4891 (1557 amino acids)
Source: RefSeq, a predicted model, not a curated record
GUAUAACAUAGGUAAUCCAGUCCUGUGAUAAUGCUUUUCAUUAGGUGUUGAAUCAGUAGCUAGAGUUUUAUACGUCUCUCACCUGUUGGACGAUGGCUUACGGGACUCCCGAUCUAGGCUAAAAUGUGCUACACAAUCUCUAUGUUUUAAAUAAGAACAAGGAAACAAAAAACAAGCAGAGUUUAAUUUUCGUAAAUUGGUUUGUUAUAUUACAAACAUGUUUUCGAAAUGGACAUUCUUGGUGAUUUUAGCUCUGGUUGUGUUUUCUGGAGUGGACAGCCGGCGACGAAAUAGAAAAAGAAGCAGAUCAAAAGCACAGACUGACGCAAAGACUACAACAGAUCCCACCAUGGCUAAACGUCAACGAAUGAUUGAUAUGCGUGAAUCAUUAGCCGAUAGUCUGACUACAGACAGGGUCAAGGUGUUUCUGCUAGACAGUGGGAGUCCAACGCUGGUAAAAGGAAGGGCGGCCAUACGACGCAUGUCUGCGAGACACGAGGAAAUGACGUCAACACAGGUAUUGCGCCUUAUGCAGUUAUUAGAGACAAGAAUAAGAGCUAUAGACUCUGCUAUAAGGUCUGAUACGCAAAAAACUACAAAAAGUGUGACACAAUCUGCAAGAAGAACUACCACUUCCCCACGUCGUGAACUACAAGUACCAUCUAACCGUGCAUCAGUAAGGCCUAGGACUGAGGUUGCUCAGCGUCUCCUGGUGAAUGGUCGUCUUCGCUCUCCUUCUAGAUCUAUUGGAAGAAUAGCAAUGCCAUCUACUUCAGAGACUGUCGAUCGCGGUCGAUUUAAUGUUCCACGUACUCGAACAAGUGAAAGUAUUCAAAGAGCUUCUGGGACAUCAAGCCAGAUUUCUAAUAGACGAUCAUUUUCUUCUUCUCGUGUUUCGCCUUCGUUCGAGGAAAGAUUACGGCAUUCACAGAGGUCAUCCCGUCCUAACGGUAUUGCGGAUGUGGAUAGAAGGAGAGUUAAUAUUCGUAAUGGAGCUAGUGUCGGAUCUCCGAGCGGAAUCAAUAUUCAAGCGAUAUCAAGAUCUGUGGAACCUGUGAGAAAUACGAACAUAGUCGAUUCAUUAACGGAUGCUGGUGAAACACAGUCAACAGGCAGAAGACAAGAACCUCCAUGGACUGAUAAUGAUUUACGAAACAGAGCCCCAAACACUCCUUUCAGAGAUUUUUUAACGUCAUCAAGACAUACUAGCCAAAUAAAAUCAAGAACUGGUAUUUCUGGCAAAACCCUUCAGCAGGAAGUCAUUACUAUUACCGAGAAAGCUGGUGAGGUAGGUGGAUCGAUCAGAAACACUAAGUUGAAACUAACAACUAACCAACCAUCUAAAACACCUAACAAACUUAGUAAAGCUAAUUCUCACGCUAAUUCCUCUAAAAAGGACAACCCAGUGACACUGACUCUUUCUGAAGAAGCCAUAUCACCGUCUAUAUUACCCCAAACCUCUCAUACAGAUCAACCUUUAACAAAACCAUUGUCAACAGAGGCCUCACGUAUUAACCAUGCUCCAUCCAACGCGGAACCAAGCACAAUGGAAACAGCUGACAAGAAAAUAAUAAACCCUACAGAAGGACCAGUACAAAAUUCACCACAGGAGGAACCUAGCAAUCCCGUUUUGUCAGUGCCAGUGAAACCAAAGACAACCAAAGACAUCUUAACCCAACUCCCAGUAGAACCGACCGCAUCUGUGCAUGUAAAUAAAGUAGAGCCAGCGUCAACAUCCAUUCCAGUUACCAAAAUAGAAAGUCCCUCUAAAAAUGUUGAUGGAAGAGUUCAAACAAAAAUUACACAGAAGUCUGGUAAUUCUCAUGAACCAACAUCGCUUUCUUCUGAUCCGAAAAUUUUGCAUACGAAAGAAGUUCCGGAAUCACCAUCGCUAUUUGCCAGCGAGACAGUUUCAAGUAAGACAUCAAUGGUUACGACGAAAGAGCAAUCAUCUAAUAAUGUAGAAACGCAAAUGAAGCAAAAAACGGUUGACGUUAAAUCAACAAAUAUUCUACCUACCAAAGAAAUUCCAGCGACACAAACGUCAUUGACGGAGCAGCAAACAAAUGCACAGAUUCCAAGUCCAGAAAUAUCGGCACCACUUAGUACAGUUGAUACUCCUAGGCCUACUCAAAGUAAAAAUAAAGUAAAUACACCGUCAACAACGACUAUUUCUAAAGUAGAACCAACGAUACUAACACAACUUCAAGAAAUGAUAUCGAAGCACAAGGAACAGGAAAUUCUAAGAACUGGAUCACCUGCAUCUCAUGAAGAACAAAUGAGGAUUAUAAAGCAGAUACUUUCAGAAGCUGCUGGCUCCCCGAAUAAUGCACCAGUUAUUCAGACAACAACCCAGGCACCUAUGAAUCAAAUUUUGCAACUGCUUCAAGCCCACAAGAGUAAGGCAGCCCCUACAGUUCCGGUUCCUUCGCCAUCAUCGGCUUCUUCACUCUUAAACAAUGUUAUGUCCAUGCUUCAAGCUCAUGAAGCACGAACAACAGUUGCAACAAGAACAGCGCAUGUAAACAAAGCACCGUUUAAUCCUCAACAGCCUCACUUUCCUGUUCAUACUAUGAUGCAGCACCACAGAGUUGUGGAUCCAUAUGAACAACAACGAAUGGCAAUGAUGAGUCAAAUGGGAAAUCCUAUGGCCGGGAUGUUUGGAGGAAUGAUGGGAUAUAUGAAUCCGGAAAUGAUGCAGGAAAUGAUGUUCGGAGAUACCACCGACGCCCCGGAUCCGGUUAAACCCCACGAAGAAAGUCAUAAAAAGAAUGAGGAACAGGAAGGAAUUACUGCCGCGCCUACAACUCGAGCACCAACAACUACAACAGUAACAAUGGCACAGCCACUACGUCAUCGAACACCAAUGAAAUUACGACCACAUCAUCAUACAGUGCAUGAACCACAGUUAUACCACCCGGAAACAAGACCUACAGCAGCAGGUUCAUGGAAGGAAAUGGAUGUUGCAUACUUGAACAGCAAACGCGGUGAACCACCUCAUUCCGAGUCUCUAUCUGUUUUGAAACAGAAGCAUCACCCAAUGCAUACAUCUUUAUCAGACUCGCAGAUCAGAAACCAGCACAGGCACAAAGAGGAAUUUCUCGAGGCACAAGAGGUAAGCAGAAGACCUGACGCACUGGAUAAAGAAUCGCACAAAAGGAAAGGUUCUAUUGAUCAUAAUAUGCUGGUUAAAAUCAAGUCAUCUAUUGACAGAGCUUUGAAAUCAGCGGGCAUAGAUAAAUAUGUUGAACUUGUGCUAACAAAUGAAAAAGUAACACAGCCAUCGGCACAAAAACCAACAACUGGAAACCAAUUAUUAGAUAGAAUAAGGGCUUCCAUAGAAAAAUCAUUAAAGGCCGCAGGAAUCUGGGAGAAUGUGAAAGUAGUUUUAAAAUCAAGAAAUACAGAAAAGAACAAAAUGCCUCUUGUGACCAAGGCACCUGCGAUACCCACAAAGUCAGUUCUCAGACCUACAGACCCUUCACUGAUAACACAAGAGGGUAGUCUCGUGACCGAUAUUCAGACUAAUCCUACGACAAAUAUUGUAGAUAACGCGAUGCACGGAGGAAUGAGUUUUCUAUCCUAUUCCGAAAGACCAGCAAAGAUACCAGCUGAUUCCUCAAACCAUGUUUUUGUUCAGAAUAAUGCAAGUCCACGCAAGUUAAAGGAAAAGACCAAAUCUCAUCCGUUCGACUCACUCAUGAUAGGCCAAAUUACUACACCAUCACCGAACAAUUACGGACCGACCGCGAAGAAUUUACCACAAAAUGUAGAACUUAUUGGGGGAUUUUCACGAGAGUCUAAUCCGCAGGAACAGGGGAACUCUUUAACCAAUGAUAUUAAUAAACUUCACAAUAACCAUGGAAACGGAUGGAAGAUGAUUCCAAUGAAAGAUCAUUCAGCAGGGAUAAAUACUGCAGGCAAGAAAGGGAAUAACGUUAUUUCAAUACCAAAUAAUCAGUUUAUGGGUGUACCAACACCACCACCUCCCCCGCCACCACCUAUGAAUAGAAAUCAAUUCGUCCAUAGACCACAGACGACCGGACGUGUGUCACAUAAUACGGAGACAAAAAUGAUUGAUGUUCUACCAAAGUAUACAAAUCCUACGCAAAUUUCGGAAAAAGAAGCUAUUGUCAAUAAACUCAUACAAUCUCUAUCAGGCUCAAAGCAUAGCGAUCUGAUUAAUACGCUUAGCAAAUAUCUGAAUGGGCAUCAGGACAAACCAAUAAUAAACGAGAAAAAGCAGGAACUUCCACAAUCCUCUGGGACGGGAUGGCAAAGAUCAGUAACAGGUACCAAAACGGCGACUUUAACGUCAGAGAAACACAAAAGCAAGGAUAUAACAAACGCUGUUCCAUCUCAAAUCCUUGUUCUGUCACAGGCUCCCAACGGAAUGCACCCUUCUCAAAACCAUAUAAUAUCUUCACCGUUAGAACCAAUGAAAUCCAAUGACAAAGUAUUUCUUAAUAUGAAUGCUAGGCCUGAAAAUCAUCAUGACUCAACGGCAAAAGAUGUUGUGAUUAAUCCGAACACAAUCAUUAGCAAGGACAUAUCAGAAACAUCACCGGAUCAAGUGUUAGUGCAACCAGUGUCUUUACCAUCUCAAAAUACAAAAGCAAAUCCGGUUAGUCAACAACAAAAUAUCGCCCAAAGCGUGGAAGCUAUCCUUCCUACGGUUGUGCCAUCAAGCGGACCUAGGAUGAUACGUAAAGGUAGCUUUUCCGGAGCACAGCUAUUUCGACGACAGAAACCGCUUGAUCCCUCGCGUAUGGAAAGUAGUCCUGAACCUCAGAAUAAACAACUGACCGACGAUGCAUGGUAUCGCAAGGAGAGGGCUCCAACACUGGAGGAGAUACCAGCGACUCAGCCGAAGAUGUCGACUAGGGCUUGACACCAGAACCUGAGCCAUUUUUACAAGAUGCCAUAAAACUGUCGUCUCCUGAGUUUCCUUAGUGAUGCCCUAAAGACCUAUAUCACCGUGUCCUUUCCCUAAUGAGUUGCUAAAGAACUACCUCAUUGCUGUGGAGUUAUAGGGCAGCAAUGCGUUAUCAGGGGCUAACGACUUUUAAUCUUACUUCAUUGUAGUGUUAUAGACCCUAUAUAUGCUACCUUAACUAAUUAUGUUGUAACAGAACUACUUUUCCCGUUGUGGUUUAUCACACUAUACUCUUUGGGAUACCUAAUUUGUUGUUAUAUAUGUAUGUACAGAGCUGUCAACAUUACCUUUCUUGUUGUUUACAGUUAAAUGUGUUACACAGAACGUCACGGCGACGGUGUAUAAUUAGGUUACUAGAACUGUCAAAAUAACGUUUACUACGUGAUGUUAAAGGAACUGAUAACUGAUUCUUCUAAAUGUAGUGUACAAACUGUGAAAGCUACUUUUGAUAAACGUAGUUUACCGAUAACGUAGUUUGUAAAACUGGGUAAUCUAGAUAUCGUUUACCGGUCUAUAAAGAUCGUAUAAAGAUGCAGUUUUACAGCAAUAUCAUAUCUAUAUUUUCCACACGUUGUUCCUAAAAAUUACCUAAACAAAUUAUUUAGCUGAUUUCUCAAAAUCUCAUGAACGAAACUGCGAAAGCUAUUAUACUAAAUGUAAUUAAAAAGAAAAAAACUCUGAGCGCUACGAUUACUAAUACAGUUCACAAAACUGUGAAAGCUACGCUAAAUAAUUGUAGUCUACAAAGCUGUGAAAGCUACGUUUACUAAAUGUUGUUUACAAAACUGUAAGUUCUAUGCUUACGAAAUGUAAUUUACAAAACUGCAAAAGCUACGUUUACUAAAUGCAGUUAACGAAAAUGUGAAAGCUACGCUUACUUAAUGUAGAUUACAAAACUGUGAAAGAUACUCUUACUUUAUGAAGUUAACGGAAAUCUGAAGAUCACAAAACUGUGAAAGCUAUGCUAAAUAAAUAAAGUUUUAAAAAACUGUGAAAGCUACGCAGACGAAAUAUAGUCUACAAAACUGUAAAAACCACACUUACUUAAUGUAUUUCACAAAACUGUGAAAGCUACUUUUUACAACAGUGAAUUUUACGUUUCAUAACUGAUCUGUCAAACUAUGUCUCAAAAUUAUAUGUUGUUUUUCUUACUUUUACUGUAGUUUUCUAGAAAUCUUAAGUUGAACAAAGCUAUAUAUCUGUACUGCCGGUUUACGAAAAUGUGACUUCCUGUGUAUAUGUCUGUUUUGUCAUGUAAAAAAUCGGUAUUAACAUGAUAAUGAAACCGUGUGUUGUGUAAUACCGUGGUAACAGUAUUAUUGACAACAUCUUAAUCGCCACCCAGUGUCGGAUUUGAUCUACAAUCUUUUAUGUAAAAACAGUUUUCAAUGGGAAAAUGUGUCACUAAGUAAACAACAUGGUCCAUGUGAUGUAGGGUAGCUAGUCACCUCGUUGUUUUAUUUUGCGAUCCGCCCUUAUAUCGUAUAAACGUUAAUACAGACAAUAUUUCUGCAAAAGCAAACGAGCUAAACAGUUCAAAAUAUUUAGACAUGUCCUUAGCUUAGUAUAUUUUAUAGAGAUUGCAUAAACAUUCAUGUAGGUACUGAAGCUUUAUCUUAACUUGAAUACGUUAAACAACAUUGUAUUACACAUUAUUAGUAAUAUACAUGCAUAUCAUUAUAAAAAAAAACAGGAUGUACAUGUAGAUAAAGGGCGGUAACUAGUCCUUGUAUGUCGACAUGUGACACAAUUAAUACCCUACAUAUGUUACGUCUGUAGUUUUAAAUGCAAAUAUUCUCUGGUGGGAGUUUACCGGAGUGUACUUUAACCAAAGAAAACAUAUUUGUUUAAGGUAUUCGUGAAAUGCUCCACUUAUUGAAUUGAAUAACAAAGCAAGGUUACGAGGGAUGAGUUUAUUUCUAUCCUGUGUUGGCAUAGUGCUAUCGAAAUUCCAAAAUUCAUAUCAAACCUUAUUUUUGAAUAUCUUAGAUUGAACUAAAUCAAUUUUUUUUGCUUGCUUUUUUAAUUAUCAUUAUGUUUGAAACAAAUGUUCGACUCACUAACUCUUAAUCAUUCGUAGGACCUAAAUGAAAAUAAUAACAAAGGAAGACACUAAGUUGUGUCCUGUCAAUUUUUUUUAUCUAAGAUCUGUUUGAUGUACAUUGUAUUUUACUGAACAAAUGCAUACGCUAGUCAUAUUGCAUAUGAUAGAGUAACAAUGGUUUUUGUAAAAUCAAAUCAUGUGUCAAAUGCAGUAUUCUGAGAGGAAUACUACUUCAGAUAAUAAAACAAUGUCAACUGACAA